AGAACUCGAAGUCGUUAGCAUCAUUAUCGAUGGCUUUUGUUCUACCGAACUAUACCUGAGAAGUUACCUCGUGGUCCAAAAGCGCCUAAAGAAGGUGCAACCGAAUGCCUCAUAUGGCAGUUGUUUUCAGUCACUUCGAAAAGACGCGUAGCCACACUCUAGAGGCGUAUUUAUUGUGAGUGGAUCUUCAGGUUCAGAGCAUUAUUGAGCACAAUGUUGCUUCCAAACCCGGUCCUUCACACAGUCAACAGCUCGUCCGAAUGGCCUACGGUGCUACGGCCUAUUACUCAACUCUUGCAUCAGCAACCGCCUGCGUUCGUUUCUUCCGCGCCACGCCCUCCAACCUCCAGUUCCGUUCAAGGCUUACUCGAAGAACUAGGGGCUCGAAGCGGCGCGCUACCAGCUGAAUUUACUUGUUCUAACCAGAGUACUCCUUCUGCUCAGGCCUUCAGGGAUGCCUUCAACCUCAUUCUCCUUACUGUUGCAAGCAUGCGCCAAGUCGCGGGGCAAGAAUCUCACAAGGCAACGGAACCUACUAGAUCUCUCAUGUGCUUUUUCGUCAAAUCUCUCGCUCACCUGAUGCGAAGUUCCGCCGUAAUAUUGACCGAGGAACCGUUCAUCCUUCCACGUUUGGAGAUGAAUGAAAAUUUCUUAGAACAAGGAAAGUUUGAGGGCCAUGCGGAACUCCUGAUAUCGCACCUUUGGCUGGGAAGUGGCGCCUCGUCUGACUCAUUUUCUCAAUCUGUAUCCGAGUCAGCGGCCGCGGCACAGUCUGUCAAUGAUGCUGAGCUCGGGAGCGACAAUGCCGACGAAGACAACCAAGACGAAGAUGAUGAUGAAGAGGGAGAAAACGAUAUGCGAGAGGAGAAUCCACUCAGAACAGGUCCUUCCGAUGUUGGCUUACCUUUCGAUGCACAUAUGAUUCUUGGGAGAGGCGUUCGGUCAUAUCUCAUCUUGCCUAUCCUCGUAGUUGCUGACUACGACAACAUCAUAUCCCUCAUGGCUAGCACGCUCUACCAGAGGCACGUUUGCGGCAUACGAGACCCUGUUGUUGGCCUGGCAUUCGCCAAGUAUGGUACCGUUGCCCAGGUUUUUCUGGGCUGGGUUUCAUAUACGGAUUUGGAGACUCCCGUACUGCACAUCUCACGAGCGUCCAAACAUGCGAGUUUGAUGCCUUCUCUGGGAAUCUACGAUUUGAAGAAUCCGUGGUCCGCAUGCGCCUUAGCGCAAUUCAUGUUAUCUCUUCAACAUCACUUCCAAGAAGUCGCGGAAGCCACGACUGCAUUCCACAUUCGGCCUUAUUGUUGGCGUCUUGACCACAAUGACAACGAGGACGAAUCAGAUGCCUCACCAUCAGAUGAUUCUCUACGGAAUAGGAUUGUGUUGUGGUGUUCCCAUAUCGACAUCGAUGCUCCUACUACCCGUCCCCCGUCCCCGUCCCCUCCAGUCGAGAUGUCUAGUUCAAACUUACUGAAACCUCCAACUAUCACUUUUGCUAGAAGCCAUGGUUCAUCUGCUCAGGAUACUGUCUCUGAACAGGCUGCAAGUGUGCAUCCCGGAAGUGUUAUGUCAUGUUCAGGAUACAACAGGCAACCUGCUCGCGAUUUGGACCAGCCUAAAGGUUCAAUUGCCAGCUGGUUGUUCGAACGCAGGUCUAUUCUCGCCUCGAGGAGGAAGAUAAAGCCGGGUGGUGUCGCACUCGCCGAUGAGACAAGCAAAGAUGAAUUGCGUGAUUUUGAGGUGAAGCUGGACGAGUUCUGCAAGCCAUUCACAAUCAUAUGGCCGAGAGAAUGGAAAAGCAAGGACGAUAUUCCGAUCAAGUCUGAUUCCCUACAGCAGGCAAGAGACGCCCUCUGGGAGCAAUACUUAGAGUUCCAAAAUCGACAUGAUGUUCAAAUUGAAGACGUUGACCCGGAAUUCCUUCUUAUUCUCCUCGACCGCUUUGAUUGCAUCCUCUGGUCGUCCGUCAGGGCGUGUGCAUCUAAGGUGCACAAUGAACCUGAGCUGAAGAUUCGCAAUGUCCUUGAGCUUGAGAAACGUUCACCAUGGGACGUCCUCCUUCAAUUGUUCUACAUCAGAACGACGGAGGAAUUUGUUUCUCCUUAUGUACACUUAGAACGAAAGAUCACUUUGUCAGUGAAUCCAACGGCGCGCCAAUUGAAGGAAGGUAAACCAGUUGACGACGUCAAGCGAGAUCUGGUCUCUUUAUCGCGGGAUAUCAUGAGUCGCUGUGUGGUCGAAAUGUCGGGGGCAAUGUACGAAACCUACAACGGGGCAUUACUUAGCGAGGUUUUUGCUGCCCACCAAAGGGCCCAGAUCUCUAACGUGCUGGUCCAGCAACUCGCUACAAAUCUGUCUGAUGCUGAGUUCAAGACUUUCAUACUCAAUCGGGCAUCCGAGGAACCCCAUGAAGGUAUAUGCGAUGCGGUGGUCGUGACACCUUUCAAAGUUCCAAAGACGGAUCAUUCAUUGGAGUCAUUCAUACCCUUCGUCGGAAAUGCCACAGAUGGUCCAGAGGAUCCCCAUUUCGACUAUGACGCCAUACUGAAGAGGAAAGAGGAGAACCAGAAGUCGCAGAAAACCGUGUCUUACAAGAAGACCAAGGUGCGAAUGGACAUUGGUGUAAACGAGAUGAAGCGGUUGCUGAAAAACCCCCUUCGAGUCUCGUCUGACACACGAGGUGUUAAAAGUUCUAAUUUCAGUGGCAAGUAUCGUGUACCGAACCACUUCCACAAGGACAAAUUCGUCCUCUUACCUCGAUUGUUGGCCGAGUAUAAGAAGACUGACAAUGAGGAUAAAGGUCUGCACCAAGAUUUCAUGUAUAUUGUAUCUGCGACGAAUUUCCUCGCAUCUUGCGGAGUCUACGACUAUCCCGUCUAUGGCCUUACCACAAAUGGUUCUGUGGGAGGAGUCAUGAUAGUUUGGCAAUCGAAGAAAUUCAAGAAAGUCAAUGUCAUCGAACGUCAACUUCCUACCUUUGACAUUGCCGAACCAUUCCAGGCCUACCAAUUCGUCACUUUUCUUUUGAAGUUACGGAAGAUGGAUGAUCUACUUGAAGAGUUGAUUGACGAAAGGCGCGGGCCUUCAACACAUUCCCGGACCUUACGUAGCCACUUCGUUGAUGAGUGCAAGGAUGGUUGUCCGCAAUGGGCGCAGAAGUGCGAUUUCGAGAAAAAGACGACGAUGACUGACAAGAAAAAACAGCAGGGCGGCCAGGAAUGAUAUCUAUGCCUGAGUACGUCGUUGACAACGACUCCGAGCCUCUUCUCAGUUUGCCUUAUGUCGCGGAAUGUCUUUGUUAAUGUCAUCAUAUGUGUCUCGUAUAUCCUGCUUUUGUACUAUUAGAACGUGUAGUUACAACUCACUACCGAAUGAUGCCUACUUACAUAUCGUACUGUUGAAAGCGAUGUACUAGGCUCCGGUCAACUUAAGAGACACCUAGAUGCUGUAUGUUUGACAGCUCAGCAUUCCUCGCUGCUGGGUCGCAUAAACGAUCGCAUGUAUUUUUUGUUUUGUCACGGGCGGAGGAACAACUGUGGUCCUGGUUAACAACCGUGAGACGAGGCGGGCCGUUUGCGCUGGGUAUAUGUGGGCCCCGCACUGAAAGAAUGCAACACAUCGACGUUCGAACGUUUAGUCAUACAUUCUAUACACUGUUUGGGAAUCCUCUAAUCUCUAGGUAUGGUCUCGAUAAUCUUAGCCACAAGGUUCUUC
This is a messenger RNA of Somion occarium, 3714 nucleotides long. NCBI's taxonomy places the organism in Eukaryota, Fungi, Basidiomycota, Agaricomycetes, Polyporales, Cerrenaceae. The record is from the annotation of a GenBank genome assembly.